Messenger RNA from Sparassis crispa, 225 nucleotides. RefSeq lists its product as hypothetical. The transcript has a single exon. Lineage: Eukaryota; Fungi; Basidiomycota; Agaricomycetes; Polyporales; Sparassidaceae. Bases 1 to 225 code for a protein of 74 amino acids. The record is from RefSeq and is a predicted model, not a curated record.
AUGCUCGUCGCGACUGUCUCUGUAUCGUUCCUGGUCCAGUUGGCACUCAUCUAUGUGCCCUUCAUGCAGAGCAUCUUCCAGACAGAGGCUCUGGGUAUAGUGGAUCUGGCGACGCUGCUAGGUUUAGCAGCAGUAUCAAUGGGUCUGCAUGACGCUCGGCGGAGAUAUGAGCGGUCUCUGAAUGCCUCGCUCACGUACGCCAAUGUAGCAGAGGAGAUGGCGUAA